Molecule: messenger RNA, 2219 nt
Organism: Archocentrus centrarchus (flier cichlid)
Lineage: Eukaryota; Metazoa; Chordata; Actinopteri; Cichliformes; Cichlidae
Gene: mgarpb
Product: mitochondria localized glutamic acid rich protein b
Exons: 7
Coding region: 84-1538 (484 amino acids)
Biological process (GO): anterograde axonal transport
Cellular component (GO): mitochondrion
Source: RefSeq, a predicted model, not a curated record
CCUUGGUAAUCAGCGGCUGAGCGCUUUCCAUCAUUUCUCUUUAAAACCUUCAGGGGGAAAAACGUGCUGAUAACCGAGCAAACAUGUUCUGCAGACGGGCAUGGCAGAGAGUCGGGCCGCUGGCACGGAGGGCUUUUAAGCCCGCACCCAGAUACACCCCGGUUCGACACAUGGCCUUCGGUGUUCCCGGCGGCUCCACCAACAUGACGUACUUUGUUUUGUGUGGCGGAGGCCUCACCGCUGCAUUCGUCUAUGCGUACAAGACAGUCAACGGUGACACCGAGCGUUACGAGGAAAGACUCGCCAACAUGGGCUCCACGGCAAAGGCUCCUUCAGAGACAGCAGCACCAGAAGCAGCUCCACCUGCAGCUGAACCUGCACCAGUGGAGGAGGAAGCACCUGCUGCUGAGGUCGCCGCCGAGUCUGCCCCUGCUACUGCAGAACCUGUGGCAGAGACAUCCGCCGAGCCUGUUGCGGAAGCUGCGUCUGAAGAAGCGGAAGCCGCCGCGGUCUCUGAGGUGGUCGUUACUGAGGCAGCAGCUGAGUCAGCAGACACAGAAGAAGCCGCUCCACCUGCGGAAGCACAGGUGGUUCUCGAAGCAGCUGUGGAGGCACCGGCAGAGGCACUGGUAGCAGAAAGCACUGAGUCCGUGCCAGAUCUGUUCGCAGCCGUGAAGAUCUUGGCCAGCUCUACAACUGACAUUGCUGCAGCUUCUGUUGGUGAGAACAGUCUGGUGGAGGCUGUCCGACAAAUAGAAGGUGAAGGAAAGGGACAUGAGGUGCUCGAAGCCGAAGCCCUGGAAGCGUUGGCCAAGGAAGCAUCCGAAGGAGCAGCUGUUGUAGAGGGUGAGGAGGAGCUGAAGUCUGAAGAGGAUGAGGAAGGAGCUGGUGCAGAAGAUGCACAGAUUCCAGCUGCUGAAGAAGUUGUAAGAGCAGGAGAGGAAGAGGCAGCGGUUGGAUCUCAUCCUCAGGAAACGACAUCUUCAACCCCCACAGUGGAUGAGCCCGAGGCUGAAGAUGCUGCUCCUGAGGAGGCCAUCUCCCCUGAAGAUGCUGCUCCUGCUGAGGACGCUAUCUCCUCUGAAGAUGCUGCUCCCGCUGAGGAUGCUAUCUCCUCUGAAGAUGCUGCUCCUGCUGAGGAGGCCACAAGUACUGCUGAAGCUGCUCCAGUGGAUGAGAGCUCACCAGAUGAGAUUGCACCUGCUGGUGAGGCAGCAGCUGAAACAUCUGCAGAGGAGACAGUUGAAGCUGCUGUGGGCACGACUCAGUUGGCAGCAGCCUCCGUUGGGGCAGACCUGGAGGUUCUUUCACCUGCAGACGCAAAGCUGACAUCAGGAUCUCCUCUUCAUGCAGAGAAACCCUGCCACUCCUGCCACGCUGCUCCCUCAGCAGGAGAGGAGGUGGCGCCACCUGCUGCUGUAGGAGAGGAGCUGGUCACUGAUGGAGGUGUGGACACUUCACAUGAAGCCAAGGAGGCGGGCUCCGCACAAAAGACAAAAGUGUCCAGCCUGACUGUAAAACGCUGCUCAGUGAUGUAAUGUUACAGUUACUACAGCCAUGGAGGCGACGGUGGUGGUGACGGUCCAGUCGUGACGAGACAGACGGUGUGCCUUCCACAACACUCACCUAUCUGUCAAUCAAGCCGGAGCGACCAGCGGAAAUCAAAAAACAUGAAUAGAGGUAGUCACAGGUGUAACUGACCCACGUGUCCUUUCUGAAGCGUUGUCUUCUGUAUUAGUGUUUGUGAGGUGAUUCCCACCAUGUCCUCUAGGUGCCACUGUUGCAAAACCUUUCAUGAUCAGCUGAGACUUUAAAGGUGUUUUAGUAGGCAGUGGAAGUGGGUUUGUGUUACUGUAACAUUAUAUUGUAUUGUAAUACUGUGUGAUAGACUACUUUUAUAGAUAAUUGGUAAUUAUUAUAGAUAAUUUUAUAGAUAAGUGGGCGUCCGCCUCAGUGUCAUUUACCUGCUCAUAUUAGCUGACAUAAUAACAUACACAUAAUAACUUUAUUUAUAUAAAGUUUAUUUAUUUAACGUUAUUUAUUUAUAUUUAUAAGACAGAGGAAAGGGAACACUGCAGGACAAAGGUAUAAACACAGGAAGAAACACACAGAGAAACACGGGGGGACUAAACCACCCAUCCACCCAUCCAUCCAUCCAUCCACCCAUCCACCCAUCCAUCCACCCACCCAUCCAUUCAUCCAUCCACCCACCCACCCAU